Messenger RNA from Penicillium antarcticum, 2535 nucleotides. Its product is annotated as AP-1 complex subunit gamma. The transcript is spliced from 5 exons. Gene Ontology annotation, cellular component: membrane coat; AP-1 adaptor complex; Golgi apparatus. Gene Ontology annotation, biological process: receptor-mediated endocytosis; intracellular protein transport; Golgi to vacuole transport. The coding region runs from base 1 to 2535 and encodes 844 amino acids. The record is from RefSeq and is a predicted model, not a curated record. Lineage: Eukaryota; Fungi; Ascomycota; Eurotiomycetes; Eurotiales; Aspergillaceae. Gene Ontology annotation, molecular function: clathrin-cargo adaptor activity.
AUGUCUUCCCUCAAGCAAUUCAUUCGGAAUGUCCGAUCAGCCAAGACCAUCGCCGAUGAACGUGCCGUGAUUCAAAAGGAGAGCGCCGCUAUUCGAGCCUCGUUUCGAGAAGAGAGCCAUGACUCCGGUAUUCGGAGGAACAAUGUCGCGAAGCUCUUGUACCUCUUCACUCUUGGAGAGCGCACUCAUUUCGGUCAGAUCGAAUGUCUGAAACUACUUGCCUCACACCGGUUCGCCGAUAAGCGUCUGGGAUAUCUGGGGACCAUGCUGUUACUGGAUGAGAAUCAGGAAGUUUUAACCUUGGUCACCAAUUCUUUGAAGAAUGACCUCAACCACUCCAACCAAUAUAUCGUCGGUCUCGCUCUUUGUGCUCUUGGCAACAUUGCCUCCAUCGAAAUGUCCCGUGAUCUAUUCCCCGAAGUCGAAGGCCUUAUGUCGACCGCCAACCCAUAUAUUCGCCGGAAAGCAGCCAUCUGUGCCAUGCGCAUCUGUCGCAAGGUUCCAGACCUUUACGAGCACUUCCUCGAGAAAGCCAAGAACCUUCUCUCAGACCGAAACCAUGGUGUACUGCUUUGUGGCUUGACACUGGCGAUUGAUCUUUGUGAGGCGGAAGAGGAGGAAGAAGGACCAGAGGGUGUGAUUGAGAUGUUCCGGCCGCUGGCUGGAGGUCUCGUACGUGCUUUGAAGGGUCUGACAACCUCCGGGUAUGCACCCGAGCAUGAUGUGUCCGGUAUCACAGACCCUUUCCUUCAGGUCAAAAUUCUCCGUUUCUUGCGUGUAUUGGGUCGCGGAGAUGUGGCCACUAGCGAGUUGAUCAACGAUAUCUUGGCCCAGGUGGCCACCAACACGGAUUCCUCAAAGAACGUCGGCAACUCGAUCUUGUACGAGGCCGUUCUUACUAUCCUGGAUAUUGAAGCCGACUCGGGUUUGAGGGUGCUGGGCGUCAACAUUCUCGGCAAAUUCUUGGCUAACAAGGACAAUAAUAUCCGUUAUGUUGCACUGAACACCUUGAACAAGGUGGUUGCAAUCGAGCCUAAUGCGGUGCAAAGACACCGUAACACGAUCUUGGAGUGUCUGCGGGAUCCAGAUAUUAGCAUUCGCCGGCGAGCGCUCGAUCUCAGCUUCAUGUUGAUCAACGAGGGUAAUGUGCGGGUGCUGGUACGGGAACUCCUGGCCUUCCUGGAGGUGGCCGACAACGAGUUCAAGCCUGUGAUGACCACACAAAUUGGCAUUGCGGCUGAUCGUUUCGCGCCCAACAAGCGCUGGCACAUGGAUACCAUAUUGCGGGUUCUCAAGCUGGCUGGGAACUACGUCAAGGAACAGAUCCUCUCUUCGUUUGUCCGUCUCAUUGCUACCACCCCUGAACUGCAGACCUAUGCAGUGCAGAAGCUCUACUCCUCAUUGAAGGACGAUAUCUCACAAGAAGGUCUUACACUGGCUGCGACAUGGACGAUCGGUGAAUACGCCGAUAGUCUACUCCAGGGUGGUCAAUAUGAGGAAGAGGAAUUGGUCAAGGAGGUAAAGGAAAGUGAUAUUGUCGACCUCUUCACCAACAUCCUCAACAGCACCUACGCCACCCAAAUUGCAGUUGAGUACAUCAUCACUGCAUCCAUGAAGCUUACAGUGCGCAUGUCGGAUCCUGCUCAGAUCGAACGUCUGCGCCGUUUCCUCUCUGGUCGGACUGCCGACUUGAGUGUGGAGAUCCAGCAGCGUGCUGUUGAAUAUUCCAACCUCUUCGGUUACGACCAAAUCCGCCGCGGCGUGCUCGAGCGGAUGCCCCCACCUGAGAUUCGCGAGGAACAAAGGGUGCUGGGUGCGCCCACUGCGAAGAAGCGCCAGAGCAAGGUUCUCCGUAGCAAGUCAACCAAAGCCGCCAAACCGGCCGAACAUGACCUGCUCCUCGACCUGGUCGGCGGUGACGCCCCCGUUACCAGCCCUACCUCGAACGGAUCGAACACCGCCGAUCUGCUGGCAGACAUUCUUGGCGGAGACUCCGGCCUGUCAUCGCCUUCACCAGGCCCUGCUAGCCAGAAGAACCCGAACAGCGCCAUCAUGGACCUGUUCGGCUCCAAUGGUCCUUCGCCAUCUCCCCAGCCAACACAACCUGCAUCUGCAUCCAUGGAUCUAUUGGGUGGUGGCAUGGGUGCCUCUGCCCUCUCGCCUUCAGCCUCUCCCGCUCCCGUCUCCGCCUCGACACCAGCACACACUGCCCUCAGCAAGGAUGGCCUCAUCCUCACCUUGCAAGUCCAGCGUAGCGGCCCCAACGCCCAGAUCAUGGCUCGCUUCCGCAACGAGUCCAACUUCGACACGUUCACUAGUGUCGGUCUGCAAGCCGCCGUGCCAAAGAGUCAACGUCUGCAACUGAGCGCAAUUAGCAAAGCCGAUCUCGAAGCCGGUGACGAGGGUACCCAAUCGAUGCGUGUGACCGCUCUGAACGGAGCUCUCCCCGCCAAAAUCCGUCUCCGACUCCGUAUCUCCUCCGCCAAAGACGGCGGCGAUCCCGUUAUCGACCAGGUGGAUUGGUCCGAGCCAUAG